AUGGGGCCUCUGCUGCUUGGACUUGUCACUCUCUUGUUUGGGAGCUUGAAAAAUGUGCUUGUGCCUAAAUGUUGUUAUGCAAUUCAAGGAAGGAGCUACAGGGACCGCAUUGCUACAUAUCGAAGUGAUUUUUCUCAUGCAUAUACUUAUGGAAAAUCUCCUUUUCCAGCUUUGGAUGGCUUUAUAGAAUCCAUCGCUUCUUUUGGAAAUGUUUCAGUGUUUUACAUUGUUGAUUUCCAAAGAGCAGCAUACUACCAAAAGUGUCAUGACCCUGAUUGUCAAGGUUACCGUUCUCCCUUGCGUCCUGUACCUUGGGAUGUGAUUCCUGAGCUGAUGGAAUCAUACCAGACAGAAUAUCAGGGCAAUGUCGUGGAAAGCAACAUUGAAAACGGCAACAUGAACGGUAAAUCCAUCAUUGAGGCUGGUGCGGAGGAUCCUGAAUGGUGGGAAGAAGUGGUGAAAUUUGCGGCAGCAUCGUGA
Molecule: messenger RNA, 480 nt
Organism: Miscanthus lutarioriparius
Lineage: Eukaryota; Viridiplantae; Streptophyta; Magnoliopsida; Poales; Poaceae
Source: the annotation of a GenBank genome assembly